CCCCAGCAGCCGAGCCAUGGUUUGGACCCGAGCAGCUGUGCGAGGCGGCAGGCGGAGAGGGCGCUAUGGGGACGGUGCACGCCCGGAGUUUGGAGCCUCUUCCAGCCAGUGGACCUGAUUUUGGAGCCUUAGGAGAAGAAGCUGAAUUUGUUGAAGUUGAACCUGAAGCUAAACAGGAAGUUCUUGAAAACAAAGAUGUGGUGGUUCAGCACGUACAUUUUGAUGGACUCGGAAGGACUAAAGAUGAUAUCAUCAUGUAUGAAAUCGGAGACGUUUUUAAGGCUAAAAACCUUAUUGAGGUAAUGCGGAGAUCUCACGAAGCCCGUGAAAAACUGCUCCGUCUGGGAAUAUUUAGACACGUGGAUGUUUUGAUUGAUACGUGUCAAGGUGAUGACGCACUUCCAAACGGGUUAGACGUUACCUUUGAAGUAACUGAACUGAGGCGGGUGACGGGCAGCUACAACACCAUGGUCGGGAACAACGAAGGCAGCAUGGUGCUUGGCCUCAAGCUCCCCAAUCUGCUUGGCCGCGCAGAAAAGGUGACCUUCCAGUUUUCCUACGGCACAAAGGAGACCUCCUACGGCCUGUCCUUCUUCAAGCCACAGCCUGGACACUUCGAAAGAAACUUCUCCGUGAACUUGUAUAAGGUGACUGGGCAGUUCCCGUGGAGCUCACUUCGGGAGACCGACAGGGGCGUGUCCGCCGAAUACAGUUUCCCCAUAUGGAGGACCAGCCACACCGUCAAGUGGGAAGGGGUGUGGCGGGAGCUGGGCUGCCUCUCCAGGACCGCGUCUUUUGCCGUCCGACAAGAAAGCGGCCACUCUCUGAAGUCCUCUCUCUCGCACGCCAUGGUCAUCGACUCUCGGAACUCUUCUAUCUUACCCAGAAGAGGGGCUUUGCUGAAAGUUAACCAGGAGCUGGCCGGCUACACCGGAGGGGAUGUGAGCUUCAUAAAAGAGGACUUUGAGCUUCAGCUGAAUAAACAGCUGCUACUUGACACGGUCUUUUCAGCGUCUCUCUGGGGCGGAAUGCUGGUCCCCAUUGGUGAUAAGCCAUCAAGCAUUGCAGACAGGUUCUACCUCGGGGGACCGACCAGUGUGCGCGGCUUCAGCAUGCACAGCGUUGGGCCACAGAGUGAAGGCGACUACCUGGGCGGCGAGGCGUACUGGGCCGGCGGCCUGCACCUGUACACCCCGCUACCUUUCCGGCCGGGCCAGGGCGGCUUCGGAGAGCUUUUCAGGACACACUUUUUCCUCAACGCGGGAAACCUCUGCAACCUCAACUAUGGGGAGGGCCCCAGAGCUCAUAUUCGGAAGCUGGCUGAGUGCAUCCGCUGGUCCUACGGUGCGGGGAUCGUCCUCAGGCUGGGCAACAUCGCCCGGCUGGAGCUUAACUACUGCGUCCCCAUGGGGGUGCAGUCGGGGGACAGGAUAUGUGAUGGCGUCCAGUUCGGAGCGGGGAUAAGGUUCCUGUAGCUGCCGCAGAGCGUCCUCCAGCCCUUCUGGGAGAAGCUCUGGGACGUGGCGGCAGCGUGUCCCUGGCACCACGCGUGUUCUCUGCAGAAGCACAUGCCAGCGGUCCCCUGACCGCAGCCUUGUGGGAAUCAUGUCAAUAAAUUUUCAAGCCAAACA
Messenger RNA from Molossus molossus (Pallas's mastiff bat), 1631 nucleotides. It is a transcript of the gene SAMM50, whose product is annotated as SAMM50 sorting and assembly machinery component. Gene Ontology annotation, cellular component: SAM complex; outer membrane. The transcript is spliced from 15 exons. Gene Ontology annotation, biological process: mitochondrial respiratory chain complex assembly; protein insertion into mitochondrial outer membrane. NCBI's taxonomy places the organism in Eukaryota, Metazoa, Chordata, Mammalia, Chiroptera, Molossidae. The record is from RefSeq and is a predicted model, not a curated record. Bases 66 to 1475 code for a protein of 469 amino acids.